This is a messenger RNA of Cetraspora pellucida, 1072 nucleotides long. The record is from the annotation of a GenBank genome assembly. Lineage: Eukaryota; Fungi; Glomeromycota; Glomeromycetes; Diversisporales; Gigasporaceae.
AUGACUGAAGUGAUUGAAAUUGAUAUCAAUAAUACACAAGUUGCUAAUGAAGCUAAAGAUGCCAAUUCAUCAAUAUAUUUCAAAGAAGUUGUAAAUUCUGAAGUCAAUAUCAAUAAUGCACAAACUAUCAAUAAAACUGAAGAUGCCAAUUCAUCAAUAUGUCUUAAAGAAGUCAUGAAUUCUGAUUUGUAUAGUACUAAAGCUUUCUCAACAUGGGAGAUAACUCCUGAACAAGUUGAAAAUUGGAUACAAUUUUCAGACUGUGUUCUAAAUGAUGUAAUGCAUAAGACCAAUCAUUAUGGUAUAGCAUUAUCAAUGUUUGUAGGAUUUAAUCAGUACUGGCAUAAUAUUCUUCUUGCACAAGCUUUACUAUCAGAUGAAAUAACUAAAAGACAGCCAGCAGUCAUAAUUACUAAUACUAACCCUGCAGUAGAUUCUGCAGUUCAUCAACAUCUGAGGAAUUCUCUUGGAGAUAAUUAUGGCAAGUUCAUUGAAGCAUUUUAUGUAUAUAGAAAUAGCCUUGCAAAGGAAACAUUUGAAAAAAGAUUGAAAAACAUCCGCCAAAAUUUUCCAAAAACCAACUCAUAUAUGAAAGUAUUACUAUAUAUUGCAAUAAGGUCUAUUGGGCCUAUUGCUUCAUAUGAAUCUGUCAAUGGAUGUCUUAAAUGGUUAUUGCAUAGUUUAAAUGUUUCGUUACAUGAAUUAAUAAAUAAAAUCUAUCAGCUUUUGGAUAUGCAAGACAAAAAAGAAGAAUACAACUUUUGGAAACUUGCAAUUCCUUGCAUAAAAAGUCAAGGAAAAACAAAUUUUUUGUUCAAAAAAAUUGAUAAGUGUUUGAAGAGAAUUUUUACAUCUAACAUUUUACAAAAGCAAUGCAAUAAAAUAAAUCAAUUAAUCUAUUAUGAAGCAAUUAAAAUUUCGAAUAAUGAUGUCAAAAGGUUCUGUAAUAAUGAGCAAGAAAUUGAAAUACAUGAUGCAUCAGUGAUAGAAAUGCAGCAGGCUCUAUUAAGCGAACUUAUUUACUUGGUAAAAGGAUUAGAAAAUGUGAUUAAAAUAUGGUCUGUGAAAGUUA